Molecule: messenger RNA, 453 nt
Organism: Perkinsus marinus ATCC 50983
Lineage: Eukaryota; Perkinsozoa; Perkinsida; Perkinsidae
Exons: 1
Source: RefSeq, a predicted model, not a curated record
AUGGUUCCAUUGGUCUUAUCACCAGGUGUGAAGAGUAGCUGCUCUACGCCUCAUAAGAUGCCCGAGAAAGACCUCCUCAUCGCGUCAUUCAUCGCAAAGCAUCAGUUGGACCAGGACGCUGCUACUGCGGUUCUGCUGGAUCUCACCUCGUACGACUUGGGCGUUAUCAUUACAGCAUUCGAACCGGCCUUGACUAACGGCGUGGACAAGGAGGCGCUUUUGCGAAGGUUCGUACAGGUGUACUUUGACCAGAAGACCCAAGCUUUUGUCAAUCUCUGGGAUUUGCCCGAGAUCCCCACCAAAGAGCUCCUCAGUCGGCUCAACUAUAAGGAUCGAGGUCUGGUCAUGGAACGCUUUUCGAUCGACAAUGCUGACUUAGUGGACCAGACGGAAAAGCACCGAGUUUUGAGAGCUCUCAUCAAGAGACGCAUGGAGCAUCGAAUUAACGCAUUC